GUUAUUUUUCCAAAACAGCGUCGUUUCACUGGAAAUCAGGACAUCCUUGGAGUCACAACACUCCCGAAAGCCUUUUCACAUUCGGUACUUCAUUCUCCGACAUCGAUCGUCGAUGUCAAAACAUUCGCCAAAAAUGGAGACGAAGUUAGAAGGGAAGCGCAACAAGAUCUACAGAAUGCCUUCGUUUUUAUUUUGGGUCGUAGCUUCGGUGAUUUUCAGGCUAAUUUUAAUUUACUUCCCAAAAAAUCUCAACUUAUCUUCUCGUCCCGAAGUCUCCACUCCUCUCACCAGCAUACGUCGUUUGGCGGAGGGAUACUGGCUAAAGCAAUCAUCAAUGUCUCCAUACGCAGGUUCAAUGUAUCAUGGUUCUCCUCUGUUACUUUCUCUGCUCGGGCCGCUCACUGUUAAGAGGAUUGAAGGGCAACCCGAUCAUCUUCUGUGCAGUUUACUUUUUGUGCUGGCAGAUGUCAUGAGUGCAAUACUGCUUCGUGCUACCGGUCAGAAUCUUCAGGCAGCAUAUGCUCAAAGAUUGAAAUCCUUAGAACUCCAUGCAUUGUCAAAAAAUUCAGAGAUUCUCUCUUCUGGAGAUAUUGCUGCUCUUGUGUACUUGUGGAAUCCUUUCACAAUUGUAGCCUGUGUAGGUUUGUCCACAUCACCAGUUGAAAAUCUGGUCGUCUUAUCAUCUCUUUAUGGAGCAUGUAAAAGAAUGCCUGCCUUGGCUGCUUUUGGGUGGGUUGUGGCUACUCAUUUAUCUCUUUAUCCUGCAAUAUUAAUUAUUCCGUUGAUUUUUUUACUAGGAUAUGGUCCAGAUGCUCCUCCCAGGAAAUUGUUCAUUCAUAGUAGAUGCAGCAAAUGUGGAGAUAAUCCCUUAAGUAAUACAUCUUGUCAACAAGAGGAACUGAAUCAGUCAAAGUUACCAGUGACCUUCUCCUGGAAACCAGUCAUUCAAUUUUUGUUGUGGAUUUCCUUCUGGUCUGUCUAUGUGCUUAUUCUAUGUGGCAUAUCAGUUAAACAGAAUGGUGGUCUGUCAGAGAUGUUUAAAAGUACAUAUGGAUUCAUCCUCACUGUGGAAGAUUUGUCUCCAAACAUGGGUGUUUUGUGGUACUUCUUUGCUGAAGUUUUUGAAUUUUUCAGAAAUUUCUUUUUGAUAGUGUUCCAUGUGAAUAUUCUAUUCAUGGUAUUGCCAUUGGCCAUAAGUCUGAACCACCGGCCUUGCUUUUUGGCUUUUGUGUAUAUUGCUAUCUCAUCGAUGCUCAAAUCUUAUCCUUCAGUUGGCGAUUCAGCUUUAUAUUUGGCUUUGCUAGGUUGGUUUGUUUUUGAAUUAGCAGAUAUGCAAUUCUCCUUCUUACUCUUUUGCGGAUAUGUUGGAGUUUCCCUCCUCAGCCCUGUGAUGCACAAUCUAUGGAUAUGGAGGGGUACUGGCAAUGCAAACUUCUAUUAUGCAACUGCUAUGGCUUUUGCUUGCUUUCAGAUUGUUCUGGUGGUUGAGGGUGUAAGUGCGAUACGCAGGCAUGACCGGACAUUGAGAAAGUUAUCUGUCACAAAAUCUUGAGCUGUUGAAUUUGUUUAUUUCUUGCCACUGCAUCUGGGAUAGUUCUUACCACUUGUCAGAGACUCGACAACAUUAAGCCACUGGGAAUUACUGUUUUAACCUCGUUUGCACAUUUAUGUGAAGGCUGAAUGGUCUCAAACAGAAAGGUUAAUGAACUCGUUCCUUCUUGAAAACCCUGUAAGUUUUUUUAAUUGAACUCUUGAUAUAAUUGAUUAUGGUAAUCAGUUACCAGUAGUGCUUUACAGUUUUGAUUUGCUGUA
This is a messenger RNA of Mangifera indica (mango), 1812 nucleotides long. RefSeq names its product phosphatidylinositol glycan anchor biosynthesis class U protein-like. Lineage: Eukaryota; Viridiplantae; Streptophyta; Magnoliopsida; Sapindales; Anacardiaceae. Bases 113 to 1552 code for a protein of 479 amino acids. Gene Ontology annotation, biological process: protein localization to cell surface; attachment of GPI anchor to protein. The record is from RefSeq and is a predicted model, not a curated record. Gene Ontology annotation, cellular component: GPI-anchor transamidase complex; membrane. The transcript is spliced from 14 exons.